Molecule: messenger RNA, 1560 nt
Organism: Babesia bigemina
Lineage: Eukaryota; Apicomplexa; Aconoidasida; Piroplasmida; Babesiidae
Product: transcription or splicing factor-like protein, putative
Exons: 2
Coding region: 1-1560 (519 amino acids)
Biological process (GO): regulation of mRNA splicing, via spliceosome
Cellular component (GO): nucleus
Molecular function (GO): zinc ion binding; mRNA binding
Source: RefSeq, a predicted model, not a curated record
AUGUCCACAACGGCGACAGCCGACGAGGGUGUGCCCCUCCUGCCGGGCACGGAGAAGGCGCCCCGGCGCCGUAUGACCCGUUGGGGCAAGAUCGACGACGGCAAGAACAUGGUCAUCCACAACACGACCAACUCGUUCCUCCACGAGCUCAAGAUGCUGUCGAACAAGGCGGCGAAUGUUACGGAAGAGGAUGAAUCGCAGAGCCUCUGGGGACCCGAGGACGACAGGCCGUUCCUGCCGCCGCCCUUCGUCGACCUUCCGCCGGGGAUGACACCCUCGCAGAUGGACCAGUUUCUCCGCGAGCAGCGCCACGACGACCUGGUGAAGAAGAUCGCCUCCGGAGAGCUGGAGCUUGGCGAUGCGGACAUCAGGCCGCCCUCGCCGCCGCCGGUUUACGACCGCAACGGCAGCCGUGUGAACACCCGUGAGGUCAGGGCCAAGAACGCCAUGAACGAGGAGUACAACCGCCUGGUGGAGUACCUGCUCAAGCACCUGCCCGGGUUCGUGGCCUCGGCCGACUACAAGCCGCUGAAGAAGGUGCGCAAGAUCAUCAUCCCCCUCGACAAGUACCCCGAGUACAACUUCAUGGGUCUCGUCAUCGGCCCGCGUGGAUGCAACCACAAGCGCCUGGAGGCAGAGAGUGGCGCGCAGAUAUCGCUGCGCGGCCGCGGUACCAUCAAGGAGGGCAAGCAGCGCGACCACCAGACCGACGAGGACGCGGCCAUGCCCAUGCACGUGCACAUUUCGGCUGACAAGGAGGAGUGCGUGGAAAAGGCGGUGGCACUGAUCGGGCCGCUGCUCGACCCCUUCCACCCCAAACACGAGGAGUUCAAGCGCCGCGGCUUGGAGCAGUUGGCGCUGGUGAACGGUGUCGCCCUGGGCAUUUCCGACGCCAGCCGUUGCAGCGUCUGCGGCGGCGUGGGUCACCGCGCGUACGAGUGCCCCGACGCCCCCAAUCUACACACCGUCAAGCAUGCGGACGUGCGCUGCGCCAUCUGCGGGUUCAUGGGCCACCUGACUUCCGACUGCAAGUUGGCCGGCAGCACCGGCACCACUGCCGCCACCCAGGAGGCGGUCAAGCUUGACCAGGAGUACAACCGCAUGAUGACGGAGCUGACUGGCGGCGGGGCUGCGGCUACUGGGGAACAGGACCCCCAGAGCGCCGAGCAGCUGCAGCAGUACCAGAUGGCCUUCUACCAGCAGCAGUACCAGCACUACCAACAGUAUCAGCAGCAGAUGUACCAGCCGCAGCAGUACUACUACUCGGCGCAGUACUACCCGCAGUAUUACCAGCAGGGAGCGCAGGCGGUUGCCACGGGCGAGUCUGGUGUCGCCCAGCCGGCUGCUUACGACUAUUCUCAUUACGCCACUGCUGCUGCGGCUGCCCAGGUAACGGUAGCGGAGCAACCAGCUGUUGUUCCAGCGGAAACUGCCGCUCCUAUGCCACCGCAGACUGCCGCGCCCCCGGAGCCCGAGUUGCCGCCGGAACCAUUUGCGGCAGCUCCGGAUGAGCCUGCGCCUCCGCUGCCGGAGGACGAGGGGGCACCACCUCCAUCUUAG